AUGACAUCAUUGUCAACGGCAACGACAACGACAGCGACAGCCACGACGCUUGUCGAAACGUCAUGUGUUGCAACAACGACCGACACGGGAGGGGGCCUAAGCGACAAGAUGGCGGAGACAGAGGCGGCGGCAAAGCAAGCGGUGAUAAGUAACAAUAACCCAAUAACCGAUAUUGUGAAAGAAACUAAUGCAAUGACGGCUGUAGCAACAAAUGGUACAGCAACAACUACAGCAAACACACCUAGCAUUGUAGUGGCUGCCGUGAGUGAUGUGGCAACCAAGCAAUUGCCUUCAGGCGCAGCAACAACACAACUCACUACGAACACGAGUAAAAUACCACACUUGCAGCAACCGCAACAACAACAACAGCAGCAACAUUCGCCACAGCACUCACAUGGCAGAGAAUCGAAACAGUUAUUGCACUCAACCGAUCCACUACGCCGUUCCGCUUCAUUACGCAUGCGCGGCUCAAAGUCAAAUCUAUUAAACAGCACUGAGCAUUAUGUGGAAAUGGAACGCAGCACGCGCCACCUGAGCAAUAUGCCGAGCACUACGGCCAGCCGUUACAACCACCCACUCACAGGAGUGCUUGAACCACACCAACUGCAACAACAAAAACAACUAUAUGAGCGCCAUGCCACACACGCAGCCGGUUCGCUUGGGGGUGCAGCAGCAGCAGCAGCAACGGCAACGGCAAUGCGUCGCAAGGCCACACUUUUGUUUGGUUCGGCGGUGUCCACGCAAACACCCGCUGUCACAGUUGGCAAUCUGACGCGUUCGCAAUCGCUGCGUCGCACUUACCUAAAUUACAAUUAUAAUUCGCAACAAAAAUCGGUCAAAACGGAUGCAAUCAAGGAUCAAGGCACUGGAGGCGGCUCAUUUGUUGACUCUGGCGCAGGCACUGAGGCAGCAAUUAAUGGCACUGCAGUAGUGAAUCAUGUGGAUACGCAGCAUGAGCUACAGACGAAUGGUGGUGCUGAAAACUGUGCCGUCCCAAAUGGUUUUAUGCAAAGCAAUGACAUAAUGUACAAAGGCGAUGGUGUUGGCGAGCAGCGCAGGAUUGACCGGGACAUGCAAAGAAUGCUUGGAAAGGGAUACGUUAUGCGAUUGGGAGUUACGAGUUCUAUUGAUUUUCUGACACCAGUGUCGAAAGAUUUUUCUUUGAAUCUGAACGGUAGUGGCGGCGAACGUUCGACAACAACGACAACGAAAUCUACAGUAGGGGCAGCAGCAGCAGCAGCAGGUACACCAGCUGGAAGCGGAAGCGUCGGCAAUAGGAUAACGGCAAACACCGCAUCCACACCGAAAACGCCAAAUAACGUUAGAGUCGGCACCCGUUACGUUAAAUCUUCACCAACUGCUGCACAGGAGACGAAAUUAACGCCGAAGACACCGCCCGUCACACCGGAUUCGCCGUGCACGUACCUGGACGAUGAUUUAGAUUCGAUGUAUUCGUUUGCGACCACAACUUCCGGCCGUUCGACCAUGUCCUGUGAGCAUCCCUAUGUGGCACGUAAUGGCACUACGUUUAGCGGCCGCAAGAUGAAAUACGUUGUUCACUGCUCCAACUAUGCAGGUCAGGUGGGACCCGAUUAUUUAACGCCCACACAACGUGCUUCACGCCAGAUACGCCGUCUCAAGGAGUUACUUUGUAUGGCGCGGCAAGAUCUUGAGCAGAAAGAUUCGGAGAUAUUGCGCCUCACACGUGAAGUUGUCGAGUUGCGUUUGUUCAAAGCCUCGCUGAGCUCACCUGAAGAGCGUUCUGCCUCUAGCGAUGCCGUUACCGUACGCGAAGCUGAACUAAAGACGUCGCAGGAUGUUUCACCGAUUGUUGAUAUGGUCGAUGAUGCGACCAAAUCAAGUCCACGUCAUAUACCCAAUCAACAUCUGCAUCAUCAUCAUGCACAUAGCCAGCAUUUGCAUCACACUCAACCGCUGACGUCGGAAAUGCAAAGUUCCUUUGCCGAUUCGGGUCAUUUCGAAGAUUUGUCGGUACAUUCGAAGGAUUCUUAUGUUGCCCAUACACAGGAUAUUGCGUGUGGUAGUGAUGAGGCAAUUGUCGCCGCCGACAGUAAAUGUCACGAUGAGACCUGCGCUGCUGCUGGUGCUGACACCGAAGAAGACUACACAGAAACCAUCAAAAACUACGAGUUGCAACGUCAGGAGCUUAUACGCAUGUAUGAACAGAAAAUCGAAGAGUUGAUUCGCACACAAGAUGGUGCCAGCAGCGAGAUGAAACGUUCCCAUAAUGACAAAGUGGAGGCAUUAUUGCAAAAAUUGGCGGAGUGUAAUACACGUUAUGCCGACAUUGUGCCCGACUAUGAGCACGCCAAAGAACGUAUUCGUGAGUUGGAGAAACAGUUGGAGGAUUUGCAACGUAAAUUGGCCGAACAUGAGGAUAAGCAGAACAAAAUGUAUUUGCAUAUGUACCAGAAGGGACAGGAAGCAGAGCGUAUUUCUCGCGCUGAUCAGGCUCUCGAAUUAGCUUAUCGAGCACCGGAUAACAAGGUCUCCAUCAAUGAAUUGUUGCAUCAGUUGCAGAGUACACAAGAUGAAUUGGAAAAUAUACGCGCAGCUGGGUGUAGAAAAGAAAGCGGCAGUAAUCAUGCUCUCCUUACUGCAAAAGAAGCAAUUUCGUUAUGGGUUCUUGGCGCCCGGAAGACAAUUUACCGUCGCCUGCUGGAGGCGCAAAAGAACCGCACCCAUGUCGACCCGGAGGUGACGUUGCAGUUCCUCAAGAGCGCCAUUUACUACUUCUUAACCGACAAGGAGAACUCGCAGGGCCACUUGCAGGCCAUCGAGAGCAUAUUGGAGUUCACCGAGGCGGAGAAGACCAACAUCAAUAAGGCGCGCACGGCCAAGUAGGCAGCGUGACCAAAGUAGCGGUACACACAUAUAAAAUACGUAACAUACACACACAUAUAUAUAAAUACAUACAUAGAGCUGCAAGUAGUUGGCCGAAGCGGAGCUGCUUAAAAGACGGAGCUAAAUUCGAAAAUUCGAAAACUAAAUUCAGCUUUGACCGCUUGGUUGAGACAAGUUUUUAAUUAGAAAUGCGAUAUAUAUAUUUUAAAAUGCAAAUAUUUCUAGGACAAAUAAAUUAAUUAAAAUUAUAAAAAUAUAUAUACUACUAAUAUGCAAGUAUAGUAGGCGGCUAUGUAGCGAUACGUACAGUGGGCGGUAAAGAGAAAAUAAGACAACAAAAAAAUAUAUAUAAUUCGAAAUGCGAACGUUUAACUUUCAUUUUAUUUUAAUGUUUUAAAAUAAAUUUUGUAAAGUUUUUUAGUUACACAUGUUUAUUUAUUAUAAAAUACAUAUUUUAUGGGGUUGAUAUUAGCACGUUAUGUACAAUGUAUGUAAAUGAUAAUUUUAAUUGAAAUAAAAUCGCAAAUCUCAGUUUCA
Bactrocera tryoni is the source of this 3402-nucleotide messenger RNA. RefSeq lists its product as uncharacterized. The record is from RefSeq and is a predicted model, not a curated record. NCBI's taxonomy places the organism in Eukaryota, Metazoa, Arthropoda, Insecta, Diptera, Tephritidae. The transcript has 7 exons. The coding region runs from base 1 to 2865 and encodes 954 amino acids.